Molecule: messenger RNA, 2581 nt
Organism: Haemorhous mexicanus (house finch)
Lineage: Eukaryota; Metazoa; Chordata; Aves; Passeriformes; Fringillidae
Product: deoxyribodipyrimidine photo-lyase-like
Exons: 10
Coding region: 96-2171 (691 amino acids)
Biological process (GO): photoreactive repair
Molecular function (GO): deoxyribodipyrimidine photo-lyase activity
Source: RefSeq, a predicted model, not a curated record
UCUCCCCAGAUGGAAACUCCCAUAAGAAGCAAAAGAAAUAGUGCUUGUUGCUUGUGUUCUAUAAAGCACUGCCCUCUUUGCUCACAAGGACAGGGAUGUUGGAGAGCAAACAGCACCCAAAGUAUUUCACCUCCAGGGCCACCCGCCACCCUGGAGUACAACGCUCCUCGCUCACCCCCCACCCUAUGGAUAGCUCCAGAAACCGCUCAGCCCUUACCCAGGGGGAGAUCCAGCACAGCGAGGCUCAGCAGCAGCAGGGGCAGCCCUCCCGUGCCCCGAGUCAUGUCCAAAGCCAGCACCCCAAGGCCUCGCAAGGUGAGAGCCCUGAGGACACAGGGCGUGGGGAAGGUGCCAGCAGGGAACUGCGCUGCCGAGUGAUGGCUGAAGGUAGUUGGAGCUGCUUCCUUGUUCCCGGGCGGACGGAGGGGAGGCACCAGCGGGCACUGACACCCCUCCCGGGGCAGGUGCAGCGCCUUGGGCGCGCCGGGGACAUCGGAGCGGCACCUGCGCCCAUGUGCGUGGGGCGGUCCCGGUCGCGGAGCCGCGCCCCUCGGGACACGGCCACGCCCGUGGGCACGCCCUUCGCACCCGCCCACGGCUUGUGUAACACUCGGGGCCGCGUGGCUGCCAGCGCAGCCACGCUGCUCCGGGCGGCGCUGAGGAUGCGGCGGGGAGGAGGGAAGCGAAAGGCCGAGGUCACGGAGGUGCCGUGCGUGUCUCGGAGGAGGACGGAGGCAGAGGAGGCGAUACAGGAAGCCCGUCGGAGGGCGGCCCCGUCCGUUCGAGAGUUCAAGUACAACAAAAAGCGGGUUCGCCUUGUCUCGCAGGGCUCGGACCUGAAGGAUGAUGCGCGGUGCAUCCUUUACUGGAUGUGCCGGGAUCAGCGAGUGCAAGAUAACUGGGCUUUCCUCUAUGCCCAGCGCCUGGCCCUCAAACAGGAGCUGCCUCUGCACGUCUGCUUCUGCUUGGUGCCCAAAUUUCUGGAGGCGACUAUCCGCCACUACAGGUUCAUGCUGAGGGGCCUGCAGGAGGUAGCAGAGGAGUGUGCAGAGCUGAACAUCUCCUUCCACUUGCUGCUGGGCUAUGCCAAGGAUGUGCUGCCCACGUUUGUGACAGAGCAUGGUGUGGGUGGGCUGGUGACAGACUUCAGUCCCCUCCGCCUCCCCCGGCAGUGGGUAGAGGACGUCAGGGAACGCUUGCCAGAGGAUGUGCCAUUUGCACAGGUUGAUGCCCACAACAUUGUGCCCUGCUGGGUUGCCUCCCCCAAGCAGGAGUACAGCGCCAGGACCAUCCGGGGCAAGAUCCACGCUCAGCUCCCCGAAUUCCUCACCGAGUUUCCCCCUGUUGUUCCUCACCCACAUCCGCCCUCCUGCCCAGCAGAGCCCAUCGCUUGGGAGGCUUGUUAUUCCAGCUUGCAGGUGGACCACACUGUGAAGGAGGUGGAGUGGGCAACCCCUGGCACAGCUGCAGGGAUGGCUGUGCUGAAGUCCUUCAUUGCAGAGCGGCUGAAAUCCUUCAGCACCCACCGGAAUGAUCCCAACAAGGCAGCUCUCAGCAACCUGUCCCCGUGGCUUCACUUCGGCCAGGUUUCCACCCAAAGAGCCAUCCUGGAGGUGCAGAAGCACCGGCGCAGUUACAAGGACUCAGUGGAUGCGUUUGUGGAGGAGGCUGUGGUGCGUCGAGAGCUAGCUGAAAACUUCUGCUACUACAAUGAGAACUACGACAGUGUGCUGGGUGCCUAUGACUGGGCGCAAACCACCCUGAAGGUCCAUGCCAAAGACAAGAGGCCUUAUCUGUACAGUCUGCAGGAGCUGGAGCAGGGGACCACACAUGACCCCCUCUGGAAUGCUGCCCAGCUGCAGAUGGUCCAGGAGGGCAAGAUGCACGGCUUCCUGCGGAUGUACUGGGCCAAGAAGAUCCUGGAGUGGACACGCUCCCCUGAGGAGGCCCUGCAGUUUGCCAUCUACCUCAACGACCGCUACGAGCUGGACGGGAGGGACCCCAAUGGAUACGUAGGCUGCCUGUGGUCCAUCUGCGGCAUUCACGACCAGGGCUGGGCGGAGCGGCCCGUCUUCGGCAAGAUUCGCUACAUGAACUACGCCGGCUGCAAGCGCAAGUUCGACGUGGAGCAGUUCGAGCGUCGCUACGCCCCCACACGCUCCCAGCUGUGAGACCCUCUGGGCUGGGCAGAUGUGCCUUUGCUCAGCUGCCAGCUUGCAGGGAUCACGUUGGGAUAUCAAAGGGCUCCUCCCUGUAGCAGCAGCAAGCUCCAGGGUUUUGCGGGUCUUUGCCAUCACCCACUGCUUGAGUUGCCACACUGGGGCAGCUGCUGGAGCCCUUCUGCUGUCACAAGGUUGCUGGCAGCUGUGAGAGCACAUCCUCAGCAUGCCUGUGCCUGCCAGAAACCCUUCUACCACCAAGGCCUCAGGAGUAGCCGAGGUCAUUGUUGCUGCUGGUAACCACAGCUGAAAUUUGGACUGAGCAGGGUGUUUCUAGGGAAAAGCCCCCAGGAAGAGGCUCUUUGUGGAGCCAGUGCUGGGCUGUCAUCUUUCAACAGCUGUUUUAAAGUUUACAGUUUCUA